AUGGCGGAAGGAAAUCGCGAUAGCGAGCGUUGGAAUCGCAUGCUGACAUGGUUGAGAGAUGAACAUGGGAUGGAAAUGGGCGAAGAAGGCUUAUUUAUUGAAUCCAAAUCCACCGCCGGUAACUGUCUUUGGUUUUCGUCUCCUCUGAGCGUUAAAAUGCGUUCAUUCAAGAAUCAGGAAGAGGACUGUUUACGACAAGAGACUGUCCGCACUCAUUUGCAGCCUUCCGCGCAACUGCUCACGAUCCCUUCAACGGCUCUCAUCAAUGUCAAGACUCUCGCCUCUGUCUACACUUCACCAUACUCGUUGAAAGGUCUAACAGCUGUUCAACAAAUGUCUCUACAUCUCCUCAUGCACAGACCCGAGGGAGAGCACGAUUCUCUGGAUCCUGUUUUUGGGCCUUACCUGUCGACUUUACCACGAAAUUUUGAUAGCCACCCUCUUACAUGGAUCGUCAAGCUGAAGCGCACAGGUGCAAAGGCUUCAGAGAUGUCUAUGUUAGAAAGUCUGCCGCCGAGCGUAACACAAUCCCUGCGUAAACUGCAAGACCUAUUCUACGAAGAUUGGAAGGCUGUAAGCGGGCACUUAACACGCAACUCUAACUUGUUAAAGAAGUCAACUCGUCAGAUUACUGCUCUGCCUGCCUUCAAGCAUUACGAUGAUCUUAUAGAUUAUUCCUGGGCAUGGCUGAAUGUCAACACUCGCAGCAUCUACUAUCCUGUCCAAAAUCUCCCUUCCGGUAAUGAUAAUUUGACACUAUGUCCAAUUCUCGACUUUGCCAAUCACACAGACGGGCAGUCUCAAAUCAUCCCCAGAACCGAAAUUACUUCCACGCCCUCAUCUAUUGUGCCGCGGCGUCGCGAUGAUUAUACUUUCUUCUCAUGGACUAAUACUGUGAUUGGUCACGAUCAGGAGUUAUUCUUGAGGUACGGGGGUCAUGCGAAUCGAACACUUUUCGUGCAGUAUGGAUUUGUUUGCCCGUUUCCCCCGAAUGCCAUUGCGGAAGGCGACGUCCGUGGAGAGGUAGACGUGCAAGACUUGAUAGAGGAUAUUUUUGCGACAAGCGCGAUAGGAUCGUGGAUAAAGACAACACUAGAGGACUCGGGAUACUGGGGUGACUGGACACUUGACUCGUUGCCGCUACCGGCACAUCCGUCAUACCGUCUCAUUACAGCACUGCGACUGUUCCAUCUUGUAGCGAGAUUACCCGGUGCCCCUCCCUGCAAAUUAGAGGCAAAGAUCAAGCCCUGGAGAGAUGUUCUGAGUGGGAAACUCGAUAUCAUCGCCGAUGACAAUGAACAACAGUGGAGAGCCUCUCUUUUGGACAUUUGCGAGACUAUCGCGCGCCGCGCACGAGUUGGCAUGCGAGAUGCUGCGACGAGGUUACCGUAUAUGACUGGAUGGCCUGCGUGGAUGAAGAAUAACAUACAAACCUUGUGGAGAGAAGAGCUGGAGGUUGCUGAUGCUGUUGCACAUAGUAUACGCACAGGUGAAGAAUUCUAA
Messenger RNA from Fibroporia radiculosa, 1503 nucleotides. RefSeq lists its product as uncharacterized. Gene Ontology annotation, biological process: peptidyl-lysine monomethylation; peptidyl-lysine trimethylation. Gene Ontology annotation, molecular function: protein-lysine N-methyltransferase activity. The transcript is spliced from 5 exons. The record is from RefSeq and is a predicted model, not a curated record. The coding region runs from base 1 to 1503 and encodes 500 amino acids. NCBI's taxonomy places the organism in Eukaryota, Fungi, Basidiomycota, Agaricomycetes, Polyporales, Fibroporiaceae.